Anoplopoma fimbria (sablefish) is the source of this 936-nucleotide messenger RNA. RefSeq names its product neurogenin-1-like. The transcript is spliced from 2 exons. The record is from RefSeq and is a predicted model, not a curated record. Gene Ontology annotation, molecular function: protein dimerization activity. Lineage: Eukaryota; Metazoa; Chordata; Actinopteri; Perciformes; Anoplopomatidae. Bases 1 to 936 code for a protein of 311 amino acids.
AUGGUGGUUCUCCUCUGCAGGGUUCUCUGGGGUCUGUCCCUCGCAGGGGUGCGUGUCGUUCGCGUGUCCGUGCUGCGCUGUGAUUGGCUGAGCCGCCGCUCCUGCUCCACCUGCUCCACCUGCUCUCCCGUCUGUGAGGGUCCUGACCUGCUCUCUCCCCUCAGACCCUCAGACCCAUCCAGCAUCCAGACCCUCUGCAUCCAGCAUCCAGAGGACCUGACCAGACCAGCAUCCAGCAUCCAGACCCUCAGACCCUCAGACCCUCAGACCAGCAUCCAGACCCUCAGACCCUCAGACCCGCAUCCAUCCAGCAUGUCCCCCGGGUCCUCCGUGGACAUGGACGUGGACAGUACCAGUACCAGUACCAGUUGUGAGUUCUUCCUCUCUGACGAGGACUCCUCCUCCUCCUCCUCCUCCUCCUCCUCCUCCUCCCUCAGCAGCCCGCGCUGCGCGUCCCCGCGGCCCUCUCAGCAGCCGAAGCGUCGCCGCGGCCGCGCUCGUGCGUCGGGCCGCGUGCCCGUGAAGAGGAACCGGCGCGUGAAGGCCAACGACCGCGAGCGCAGCCGCAUGCACGGGCUGAACGCCGCGCUGGACGCGCUGCGCGCCGCGCUGCCCGCGCUGCCCGACGACACCAAGCUCACCAAGAUAGAGACGCUGCGGCUCGCUCACAACUACAUCUGGGCCCUGGCGCACAGCCUGCGCGGGCCCGACGCCAAGGCACGCGGGGACGCGCACGGACACGACAGAGACGACAGAGACGCAGCCUCCGACUGGAGCUGCUCCUCCUCCUCCUCCUCCUCCUCCUCCUCCUCCUCCUCCUCCUCCCCGGACUACUGCGCCUCCAGCCCGGGCAGCCCGGACCGCACAGACGGGUGCGGGUAUCGACCCCACGACGCGCUGUUCGGCUUCCGAAGCUUCGUGCCGGGAGUCUACUGA